Messenger RNA from Penaeus chinensis, 507 nucleotides. RefSeq lists its product as uncharacterized. The coding region runs from base 1 to 507 and encodes 168 amino acids. Lineage: Eukaryota; Metazoa; Arthropoda; Malacostraca; Decapoda; Penaeidae. The record is from RefSeq and is a predicted model, not a curated record. The transcript has 4 exons.
AUGGUCAUAGAAAGUUUACGUAGAGGAUUCUCAACUACAGACCACAUCUACACACAAACUCAAAUAAGAGAAGAAAUAAAUGAAUAUAGGAAACCCCUGUGUAUAGUAAUCGGGAACACCAUCCCGCCAAAACUGUUUACAACUAGUCUUGAGGAUAUAUUCAAGAAGCUAGAAAGGAGUGGAAAGGGUUUCGAAAUUGGGGACGAGCGUCUAACCAAUCUAAGACUUGCAGGCAAGGUUGUUCUCUUCAGCGAGUCAGAAAAUGAGCUGAAACAAUUAUUACGCGAUCUGAAUAGAAAAAGUGUGAAAGUUGGACUUAAUAUGAUCAGGAAAGAGACUCGGGUCAUGUUCAACACAAGAAAACUUUUCAGUUUUGCAAAAGUGUUCGAAACCGUUGCUGAGCUUAAGUUUGGCUGCGGCAUCGCGACGGAAGGCAUUCUUCGCAUAGUCCACAAUGUUGAAGGGGAGGCCGUUGUUAUCUGCACCUGCUCUGUGUCGGGUUUUUAG